This is a messenger RNA of Chelmon rostratus (copperband butterflyfish), 3051 nucleotides long. RefSeq names its product tyrosine kinase, non-receptor, 1 (gene tnk1). Gene Ontology annotation, cellular component: signaling receptor complex. Gene Ontology annotation, molecular function: transmembrane receptor protein tyrosine kinase activity; ATP binding; protein binding. The record is from RefSeq and is a predicted model, not a curated record. The transcript has 15 exons. Gene Ontology annotation, biological process: multicellular organism development; positive regulation of kinase activity; protein phosphorylation. NCBI's taxonomy places the organism in Eukaryota, Metazoa, Chordata, Actinopteri, Chaetodontiformes, Chaetodontidae. Bases 367 to 2649 code for a protein of 760 amino acids.
ACACAGGUGGAUCUCAAACACGCUUAUUCUGGAUCACCGACAUACGUAACACAAAGUACAGGCUUCGUCUUUGUUUAUAGUCUUUGCUCAGCCAUCAGAUCGUGACUUAUUUAAAGUGAGUUUAGGAUUCAGAGAAGAUCUGUGAUUUCUGGAAAAAGCCACUUUCGACGUCGCUGGAGCUUUCACUGCCAACAUGGAUCACUUUUCGGGCGUGUGCGGUUAAGAGCGAGCUGUCAACCACCGGAGUUAUUCUGAUUAACGGCUUCUUCUGUCGUCUUUCACCAUUUUCCUCGUCUGAUUUGACUCUCCUUUGGGUAGCUAACGGCCUGUUUGGAGCUGCGAGCAUAUAGGCAGGUCAGCUGGGUCAUGGUGAUGGACCAGGACACUCAGUGGCUGUACCAACUCCUGGCCGAGGUCCAGUUGGAGAAGUUCUACCUGCGCGUCAGAGAUGGCCUCAACAUCACCCGCAUCGAGCACUUCACCUACGUCAAGGAGGCCGACCUGGAGCAGAUAGGAAUCAGCAAACCUGCGCAAAGAAGAUUGUGGGAGGCUCUGAAACGCUACAAGACGAAAUCACGCAUGCCCAAGGCACCAAGCGGCCGAGGUCUGGAUGCGGGGGAGCCGGCUCAGGCUCAGGAGAGCAGUAGCCGGGCUCUGCCUUCUCUGAUCCAGGACAGUGAGCUGAUCCUGGGAGAGAAGCUGGGCUCCGGGUCCUUUGGGGUGGUGAGGAAGGGAGAGUGGCACACACCCACGGGGAGAGUGUUGCCUGUUGCAGUAAAGUCACUAAGGAACAGCACGUCCAGGCAGAUGGACACACUGACAGACUUCCUCCAAGAGGUGACCACCAUGCAGUCAUUGGACCACCCCAACAUUAUCCGACUUUAUGGUGUGGUGCUCACACAGCCCCUCAAAAUGGUAACAGAGCUGGCCCCCCUGGGCUCACUAUACGACACCCUGCGCUCGCGUCAGUAUGAGUACCCUCUGGCCCGCCUCUGGCUCUUUGCUACCCAGAUCGUGGCGGGCAUGGAUUACCUUGAGACCAAGAGAUUUAUCCACAGGGACCUGGCUGCAAGAAACGUCCUGCUGGCAUCCAGGGAGAUGGUGAAGAUUGGGGACUUUGGCCUGAUGAGAGGCCUGAGGCAAGACACGGACCACUAUGUCAUGUCAGCACACAGAAGGAUCCCGUUUGCAUGGUGUGCUCCAGAGAGUCUUCGUGUCGGCUCCUUCUCCCAUUCCUCAGACGUGUGGAUGUUUGGUGUCACCCUGUGGGAGAUGUUCACCUACUGUGAGGAGCCCUGGUUCGGUCUGUCAGGCAGACAGAUUUUGUGGCGUGUAGAGCGGGAGGGCGAGCGUCUGGAGAAACCGCCGGAUUGUCCCCAAGAGCUGUAUGCAGUCAUGAGGAAGUGCUGGGCCUGCAAUCCUGUCGAAAGACCUACUUUCGCCCAGCUCACCACAAUGGUGGUAGAGGCUAAACCAAUGGAGGUGCAGGCAACAAGAGACUUUGCUGAACCCAGAAAACUUACACUUGUGGCCAACGACCUUGUGACCGUCAUAGACCAUGGACUGGAGCUGUGUGAGUGGAGGGGACAGAACCACAGCACGCUGGAGGUCGGCUGGUUUCCCGCGAGCCUCACUGUGCCGUCACUCCCUCCGACCGUCACAGCUGCACUUGCUGGCAACUCCGGGCCCAACCCUGCUCCCAGCUCCACUUACAUCUCAGCCCCGGUGAAGGGCAGUCUGCACCACACCAGCCAUGGAGACAUUAAACCUGAGCGCUGCUGGGGGACACCUGAGAGCCUGGACGACAGUGGCAGCUGGAGGCCGAGCCCUGCCAGAGAGAAGGAGGUCUCCAAUCUGCAGAAAAUGACAGGUAUUUCCCGGAGCCUGGAGUCAGUUGUGAGCGGACAUCGGCCUCGGGCUCACACAGUAGGGGUGGUCAGAGUGGAUCAGCAGGGCAAGCUCAUGCCCCCUGCGAUGGCAGCUCGUAGUGUGGUGAUGCAGCAGGACCCACGCCGGUUCAGCGAGGCCAGCAUCAUCCCUCCUCCGCGACCGCCACCUCCCAACCUGAAACGCUUGAAUGCGAAAUCCCAGAGGAGGCCCGCAAUCUACCCGGUCCAAGGCACCCCGUGGCCUCCGCAGGUGGGCCUGGGGCAGACACAGCCUCAACCUCCGCCUCAACCUCAACCUCAACCCCAACACCAACCCCAGCAGGGCAUUGGGGGCUCCAACCUGGCCAAAAUGACUCACAUGGCACGCUCAACCCCGCAGCUGGAUGACUACACAGACAACAGAGAGCGAGAUCGAGAGAGAGAGAGAAACCGAGAUCGAGAGAAGUCGCCUCAUGUGCAGAACACCAGAGACAGUCUCAUCUCACAGGUUAUGGAGGCGGUACAUGGAGCGACCACUGAAGAAGUUCAUGGUGCACUUCAACGCAAUGACUGGAACCCAGUGCGAGCUGAACAGCAACUCAAGCUGGAGCAGCUGUACUCCCUGAGCCUCUGCUCCAGAGAGGACUGCCUCAGGAUCCUUUCCAGGCACCAGUGGAACCUGCAGCAGGCCAGCCGCUACCUGAUCCGAUGGUCGCGGGACGACAGGUCCGGCACCAGCGAGAGGGAGCGACCUCCACUUAGCACAGAAAGACGAGUCUGAGUGAUUUUGAAUACACGGAUGGUUGACUUUUUCAGCAGCUUUUUCACUUGCUUCACAUUGACACUGGAUGCUGCCCGGCACACCAUGGGAAGAGAUGGGAGGUCCAGUGCAUAUGAAAACAGAAAAAUUAAGAUGGUUGAAUGUACAUAAGGAAAAAUAUUUAGAAACAGAAUUUCACAAAAAAUGUUUCUGACGACUGUUUUUACAUCUUUAAUGAAACACUAUGCAACAUGUUGUGUUUUUUUGCAAAUAGUUUUUAUAUCGCAAUGAAUUUGUACAUAUUGUAUUAGAAAUUAUUGUUAAAUAAAAUUGAUGAUCUGGUCUUACUGGUGAAGUGCCAUGUGAUAAUAUGAGCAGUUUAUUCAUGAUGACUGCCUGUACAUUAUUAAAUUAUUCUGAGUA